This is a messenger RNA of Lingula anatina, 2150 nucleotides long. RefSeq names its product early estrogen-induced gene 1 protein. Lineage: Eukaryota; Metazoa; Brachiopoda; Lingulata; Lingulida; Lingulidae. The record is from RefSeq and is a predicted model, not a curated record.
AAGACGGCAGAGGAGAGGAACCAAUAAUCCGUCUAGACCACUGUACGCUGACUUUAGAUAAGAUAACAGCCAUGUUUACAUCCCGAAUUGAAAAAAUCUAAGGUUACAUCCAACCGUAAGAUGACCUCCAUCCAGACGUGAUGUCUUUUAUAGCGAAGAAAAAACGUUUCCGAUUCUUAGUAAAUUUUGAAGUGGAAGAGUUAUCGUCCGUGCCUUUUGUGAGUGGGAUUCUGUUUGGGAAGGUCAGGCUAGUGGACGGAGGGAGUUUCACCUGCGAGACGUCACGUGAGGAAGUAAAGAAGCAUUGCGUGCGAUGGGAGUCAAAAGUCCAAUUCCACACCAAGAUGACGGCCAACCCCAACACAGGGGUGCUAGAGCCCUGUAUAUGUAGGGUCUCUGUCAGAAGGGAAGUGAAGGGGGGUAAAACAUUCCAGAAGCUUGGCUUUGCUGACGUUAACCUGUCCGAGUUUGCUGGAGCUGGCUCCACCAGCCGCAGGUUCUUGUUGGAAGGCUAUGACUCCAAACACAGACAAGAUAACUCCAUGCUCAAAGUAAAUAUUGAGAUGAUGCUGCUGUCUGGGGAUCCCUGCUUUAAAGUGCCUUCGUCCAAGACCAAGUCCGUCUUCCACAUCAGUCUUCCUGGAGAGGCUGCGGAUGACCUGCUCCAUCUGGAUAACAAGGGGGAAGAUGAAAGUGAAAGUGUCAACUCCGGAAGCAGUGGAUUUGGAAGUUUGCCAAGAAAAGGAAAACAGGGGUCUAUUUCUCAAGAUGCCAAUCCUUCAGAAGUGUCAUCAGAAACCAAAGAAUUUGAAAAGUCCCACUCUCGUAACUCCAGCUAUGCAAGCCAGACCUCCAAGGGUUCCGGCCCCCAGACCGGGGUGGGCGGCAGUGCAAGCUGUUCACAUAUCAGGCAGCCUAGUCUUGACUCUGCCCACAGUGCAGCUGCCAUGGGACAUAUAAGAAACCCAAGUACAGGAUCAGGAAUGAGUGACUUAGGAAGGGGAGACAGAAGGAGAGGGAAACUGGAAUCAGAAAGUGCCAAAGAGAAGAGGGUAGAUUCCACCAGGGUGGAUACAGAUGAACUUAUAGAGGAACUGGUCAAAGACUUCCACGUAGAUGACAGCGCUGAAACCUCUGGCCUCCAGUUAUAUAUAGGUAAAGAUGGCACAGCCACCCUGGGGGGACAAGAGAUCACAAACCAGGCCGCAGGGACGUACAAAGCUGUGGUGUUUGAUAAACGUUAGCACUGCUGACUUUCCACCAGACUCUGGUGUCAGGUGUGUCGCACACAAGGCAGCUGUGGAACUUAUGUCACAGAAAGUGGUGACGGGUAACAGCGUGUGUCAACAAGGACCAUACAAGGUACCGUUACAGGUUCAGCCACGCCAAUUUCAAUACAAACAUAUCACAAAAAGGUGACUAAAACUGAUGAAGAUGACAGCUGUGUUUGUGUGAUGUUAGUCAGAUCACUUAGGAGACAAAUAUACCUGAGGUAGAUAUUAAAGGCCUUUUAUCUGUACCAUAUGAAUCCAAGGUCUUUAAAAUGUCCCAUAAGAGACAGUAGUGACAGGAUUGAUUUUAAUUGUCAACACAUCUUGGAGAGGGCUGACACUGGGUUAGAAAUGUAUCAUAUAAGACAUUGGUGACAGGGGACAAUUCUCAUGCCAACACAUCUCUUACAGGACUAUGUGGGCAAAAAGACAGGUUCAGAUAAUUCAGAAAUUGCUCAAAAUUUUUUAAACAUCUAAAUUUAGUUUUGUUUCCUUCCAAGACUGUAAAUUUCAAGUAUUUAUCAUUUAAAGUAACUUCCCACUACAAAUUUUCUGACAUAAACCCAACUUGCUUCCCAGUUGUAUGAGAUAACCAUUUUCAAUUUAUGACAUGGUUAUUGUUUUAUAAAUCAGGUUUGUUCAAAAAUUGGUGAGUAAUUACUUUAAUGAUGUGCUACUAUAAUGGUAAUGCCAGGUAUUUUCUAUACCGGUCAGCAAAUGCAGGAUUGUAGCCAACAAUUACAAUUUACAAUUGCCAAAUAUUACAAUUUUAUAUUGGGGGCCCUUUGGACCUUAUUACCAUGAUAACGGCAUAGAACCUACAACUUUUGAUUUAGAGCAGAGCUCUUGGCUGAAAGGUACAUUUUCUAAUCCCUCUAC